UGUAGAGCGGUCGCUUCUCGCAUACCCGCCGCGAGUGUUUAACCGCCGCGAGUGUGUUGAUGAAUCCGUGAUUUAUGUUUUGACUUUUUUCGUGUGCAAUUUCACUCGAGGGACGACCAUCGUCGAUGGAAUUCGCAAUACGCAACGAUACUACGAGAUGAUCAAGCGGGCAAGGCACAAUCGAGGGCGGCAGUCACCAUGUAACAUUGUAACAUGAGUCCCAGCAACUUCGCCUUGUACAUACACAUCACGAGCCUGCUCUGGCUGAGCCUGACUGACGCUAAGAUUGGAUACUUCUGGCAUAUAACUGAUCUUCAUUAUGACCCAUUCCACAAUUCCCCGGAGUUCCAUAGAGGGUGUCGACACAACCGCGGCAACAGUGAACACAAUCAUAGAAAUGGACGUCAUAGGGACCACACAUGCGACAGCUCAUGGUCCCUGAUACAGAGUGCUGCAGCCCUGAUGGCUGAGCGACAUCCUGAUACGUUGGAAUUCGUGCUUUGGACUGGGGAUAUACUGUCAUCAUCUCUGGAACACGUAAGCGACGAGUUCAAACUGGAAGCCGUAAGAAAUGUCACCGAUAUACUUAGUAGGACAUUCAGCAGCCAAUUUGUCUUCCCAGCGCUGGGCCACAAUGAUCCGCCACCUUCGAGAAAGCUUGUAGAUAUGUGGAUGCAGUGGCUCCCUACUGAAGCCUUACAGACAUUUGAGACUGGUGGAUAUUAUACAAUAGAGCAGUCUCAUAGCAAGUUAUGUAUAGUGGUGCUGAACAGCGUGCUGUGGGCAGGUGGUGCGGCCAGGAAUGAUAACCCCCACCAUCACAGAGCUCGUGCUCAAUGGGAGUGGCUUGAGAAGGUCCUCAGCAAAGCUAGGAGGAAAAAGGAAAUGGUAUACCUAGUAGCACAUGCUGGUCCAGGAGUGGAGGAACGGCACAACGCUGGCAGUUCAUCAGCUGCUGGUGGUGGGGAAUUAACCCCUAAUGCAAAUGGAAGACUGUUGCACGUGAUUAGAACCUAUAGCGAUGUGAUAGCCGGACAGUUCUAUGGUCACCGGCACGCUGAUACAUUCCGGCUCAUAUAUAGUGAUGGUCAACCUGUAUCUUGGGCAUUACUAGCGCCAUCUGUAACACCCCGAGGCGCCGGAAGUAUUUCAAAUCCAGGACUGAGACUUUAUAAAUUCGAUUCAAACUCUGGAAAGGUUUUAGACUACACGCAGUAUUAUUUAGAUGUAACAAAUAACCGAGGGGAGCUACAUUGGUCUAUAGAAUAUAACCUGACGCAGUAUUAUGGGCUCAGGGAAGUAAGCGCAACUUCAUUAGACGCGUUGGCGGAGAGGAUAAGAAAUUAUCAUGAUAGAGGAAUAUUUGCAAAGUAUUUAACAGCACUGCGCGUGCGACUUUCAACAGACGUAUCAGAUUGCGACGCAGCAUGUGUAUACGUACAUUAUUGUGCAAUCACCCGUGCAGACUAUAACGAUUUCCGCAUGUGCGUGCGCAAUCCUGCAUCGGCGCUUGCGUCCCGUGCCCCUCACAACUCCGCUGCCAUUAUUCUUUACGCCAUCUUGAUUUUAAUAUCCUCAUAAUUUGUAAAAUCAUAUUUUGGUGCUGCAUCUAUCAACUGGAAAUUAAUUUAACCUAUUUUAGAAUCUUGAUAGUUUUCUAAUUUAAAUAAAGAAUCAUUAAUUUAUGAACCUCUCAUUUUGAUAUUGUCAUAAUUUGCAAUAUGAAAUUGUGUUUUCAAAAAUAGAACUGAGUUUUAAUUGUAAU
This is a messenger RNA of Achroia grisella, 1765 nucleotides long. RefSeq names its product acid sphingomyelinase-like phosphodiesterase 3a. The transcript has 10 exons. NCBI's taxonomy places the organism in Eukaryota, Metazoa, Arthropoda, Insecta, Lepidoptera, Pyralidae. The coding region runs from base 214 to 1581 and encodes 455 amino acids. Gene Ontology annotation, molecular function: hydrolase activity. The record is from RefSeq and is a predicted model, not a curated record.